This is a messenger RNA of Phaeodactylum tricornutum CCAP 1055/1, 908 nucleotides long. RefSeq lists its product with no specific name. The coding region runs from base 227 to 829 and encodes 200 amino acids. Gene Ontology annotation, molecular function: acyltransferase activity, transferring groups other than amino-acyl groups. The transcript has a single exon. The record is from RefSeq and is a predicted model, not a curated record. Lineage: Eukaryota; Bacillariophyta; Bacillariophyceae; Surirellales; Neidiaceae.
CCGGUACAGAUCGUAGCCUCGGUCUCCAUCGAUCCAACUUGCAGGACACGCUGCUAUAGGUACCGGUACCGGUACCGGUACCGAGUUUGCCCUUUGGAAAUUGCGCAGACACUCGACGUGUUGCGGCGGCCAAGUCGGACCCAGUUGCCCGGCAAGCAAGUACGACUCACAGUGAGUGCAUAUCCCAUCCACCUACCCACAUACACACACACGGGCGCGUGUGACCAUGGACGGUGUGGAGGAUGCGCAGGACACCGUGGUUCGACUCGAAACGCUGGACCAAAAGCACUUGCCCCAAGUCGCGGAUCUCUUUCGGGAAGCCUUUGCGAAUAAAAGGUGUUGUGGAGUGUUCGCCGUGGCGGAGUCGGUGGCUGGAAUGCAGAAAAGGUACGCCAGCUAUUCCGCCGAAAAGUUUCAGUUGGGUGUGGUUGCUCUACGUGGCGAUGAAGUGCUCGGCUUUUGCCAAAUGACCACCCGGAAGUUGCCCAUGUAUCCUUCGGGGGCCCAUCAUUGCGAGGCCGGCGAAAUGUACAUCGAAACGAUCGCCGUCAGUGACCGGGCACGGGGUCAAGGAAUCGGAGGAAAGCUCCUGCGAUGGUCGGAGGAAAAGGCGAGAGCGGAACACAUGAAAAAGCUAACGCUGGAGGUCUUUCAAGGGAAUCGUGCCAUUGGUUUGUACGAAAGGUUCGGCUUCAAAAUCGUUCCGCCCGACGGAGACUGUGUAGACGCGUGUUGUGAGAAUGUGACAGUGUGCUGCUUCUUCGGUCGACCCUACGGAUGGUGCCAUCCCAAAUGGGGGACACAUAUCAUGAUCAAACAUCUCGAGUGAAAUUUGGACACGCCACACGGGGUUCGCGAUAGUGCACCCAAACCGAUGUUUGAUAAACUAGUUAGGAUUGCAAGUUGUU